AUGCCCAGGCCUCUUGUAGCAGCCGAUACCAUCGAUUCCAUUAUGAGGCUGGAGCACGAGGAGACGCGGCUGCGACUCUUAGAGCUGGCGAAGCUGUCCUCAGAUUCAAAGAAACUGACGCCCAUUGACGAGGUAAUUUCCACUCUACAGGCAAUUGCGCCUGAUGAGCUUGCAUCUAAGACAUCUAUGCAGACACUUUCUGAAAUCCUUAGUAGCAUUUAUGCCACCCCCAAUCAAGAUAUUGCAGAGAUGAUAGUCCAACACGGAGCCAGCCCAAAAAGUGAGCCGACAAAAGUGAGCACCCAGCUACGCAGAAAGAAUACAAGCAGAGCUGCCGAACUGCAACAUUCCCUUGCGGCACACUCUGCAUACUUGCAGUCGCAGCAGCAUGAAGCCAGAAAGCCCAUAUCUCCUGAGCAGACGGAAAAGAAGGUCAAGCAUCUUAAAAAUACAGUAGCUAACGAGAACAAAGACACUACGGAGAACCAAGGCAAGGUGAGAAGGAGAAGCCGCAUUAAGCUGGAAUUAAAGGACGGUGCCACUGCUCCAUCUGUCGAGCCCUCAAUAAAGCGCAAGCAUGUCCCCAAGAAGCAGGCCAGGCUCGAGACUCUGCAGUCCGUUUCUCAUCUCGCUGUCCUCUUCAAUGUUCUCACGAAGGAGGAUGCUACAGCAGUGCCGCACGUAUACAUGCCGAAUCUCUGGUUAGGAUGCCUACAGAGUAUCUCUUAUGAGUCGUUUUUGUCCUUAGAAAAGCUUUUGAGCCGUAGCGAGUUCCUUUCAGUAUUUGGUCUAGUUCUAGAAGCACAGUCUGCUGAUAGCCAGAUCCCUGCCUCUCUUGUAACCAAGCGUACAUCGUCUGUGCUGCCACCUGAACAGCCAAAGAACGAUAUUGACAUGCGAGCGAGUCUGGCGUCACUCCUAUCGACAUCAUCAGAGUAUCGCGCAACUGGCAUGGUUUGCCCACUUUCUGGAAAGUCACGGACAACUGGGCAGUCAGCAGUGUCACUGCCCACUCCCAGUUCUUUUCAAGUCAGGAAGGACCCAGUGAUCCACUUACUGACUCAAUUAUUGUUAGCUACCAGUGGAAUCUCUUUAACUAUGCCGUCUCAGGCCCCAGAUGACUCCCCAACUUCCAUUUCAGAGUUUACUUUGAUGAAAGAGGUCUUAGAGUACUCUUUGUACUAUCAAAACGCUUACUUUUUCGAACAAUCUACUUUACACUCUAAGCAGCGGUUCAAUAACGCAAUGGACUGGGCCUCUACUUUAGUGCAAACAGCAAAGCCCUCUAAUAAUGCAGAGAUACAAUCCUUGCUCAGCUCUCUUGCACCCCAUAUUAAGCCAUCCACACACGACAUCAGCAGAGGAGAAUUGCUUUCAUAUAUCUACAUUAGCCUAUCACUGAGGCGUUGGCUCAACAUUCAGCAGUCUUCUAGUCCGUCCAGGCCUCUCUCAAACCUGCAACGCGUCAUUAUAGCAAAACUUAAACUUCCAAAUCCACUCCCUGCUGCGCACAACUUGGAUAGUGAUUCGCGACUCUUAUUCUUCAGUAAGCGAAUAGUGAGCCAGGCGUUGCUUAAUCUUUACUAUAACUCCUCCUCCACGGUAGUUGCACAACAAGAACAACCCUACGCUCGCUUGACAAAGUAUCUGCUCCCCAUGGGUAUCCCACCUGUUCGGUUGGUGCUUCUUGACGAACCACUGUGCGGCCCCGUUUUUGAUCCAUAUGAAAAAUAUUUCCUAAUGUCUGUGCACCAUCCUGAACUUCAGUUUCUUGUUGCUCCUCCUCGAUAUCUUGACCAACCCGCCUUCAUGCAGAGCCCUGGCAUCAGUGCACCUCAUCUCGGGCCAACAAGGAUUGCACCACGACUAGCUCUAAAAAUAGAACAGAAAUCUGGUUGCACUAACUUGGUUCUCGAUGAAGCAAUUGAUCCGGGAACAUGUAUCAUGGAUGUAGUUGGGUGCUACUUACCGAUUGAGGAAGCACACCGCAUCCUUUGCUAUCUUGUCGAAGAGGGGUUGCGCUCGGGUCACUCCUAUUCAGCUGUAUGGAACGAGGUUAUUCGCUAUUCUUCUCACUGUAUUUAUCUCGAAGGGCUUCGGGUAAUUAUUGACAUGAACUGCUGCUCGUCACUAUCUGUCUAUAUUCAAUUUGAUGAACCUGAUAAUAAGCAGGAGGCUGCAAACUGUGAGCUGGGCUUGUGCUAUUCUCUAGACUACGUUAUUUGUAGAUUGUACAGUACCGUUGCUAUCACGUCAGGAUCGUCUAUCCGUCUUCCACUUAAAUAUCAAUGGCUAAACAGAGAAGUACCUACAGAGAUAACUGGCUGCACUGCAGACGAUAUUCGCAGAGAGUUGAUAUCGAAGCAUAUAAAGGGUUGUGAAGACUUUAUAACCGACCCCUUGGAUAGCAUUCUCGCAAUACCUGCAUACGAUCCCUUCUCCGGAGGCUAUUCCUUACUAUCCUAUCCUGGGCCCUAUCUCUCACUCAUCAAGGAAAUUAUCGCUGUUAUGAUGUCUGUAUCAUACAGAGAGGCGUCGAAGUUCACGUCUGCAGACUACCUUUCUUUUCUAGAGGCCUACCGCAUUGGGCUUCGUAGUCCCGGACCAGGAUAUACUAAUACGUUACCUAAGAGUGCUCAAGCGCGGGUAACUCUUCAGCGAAACAUUGAGCUUGCUCAGCGGCUAGUACUCUCGAUCAUGAUGGAGACGAAGAACUUGAACUUGUUCCUUGCACUGGACCGGGAUAACUUAUUAGAUAAGCAGCUAAUUGAUACUGACACCCUAAUUCCGGUUAUAGCACAGAAGUUCAAAGAUUGCUACCUAUACAGUCACAGGUGCCGUCACGUGGCCAACGGUACUCCACCCGUUCCAGGAAGCUCAUCUGCUGUGUUUCUCAAGCAGGCGAUGGAUAAUAGAUCAAAUGCAGUCAAGCGUAUUGGGACCGAAUACAAUCACUUCCUCCUCCUAUACAGAAUUGCAUUUGCGGUACAGGCUAUGGAGGAUCUAUUCUCGCACCCCAUGAUCAACGAUGAGCUGUUCAUACAAGCAGAUACUCAAAUAUCCGCUCUCGGAUACACAGAGUUGGAGCAGGAAGUAUCCCAAGAGCAGUCGUCGGACCAGGACGAUGCCAAGCCAGCCCGUCUUGCCCUCACUGGAGCUCAGAAAAAAGAGCAAGCAGCAGAGCAAGUAACGAUCGAACCGUCAACUGAUGCCUCUGUAGCACCUGCUCGAAUCAAUCUUAAGCUUAAGGAAGCCCCUGAGCAGGAGUCCAAGUCAUCUUCUCCUAAUAUCACCUAUGAUAAGCACACUUCUGAAUGCCAAGCAUUUUAUAUCCAGGAGCCUUACGCGCCAUCUCCCAACCCGUACAUUGAUCUUAACACUAUACGCCUUGUGUCAACACUAGACUACCUUCUGGGUGAAUCUGUUCCUGAGAAAAACCUAGCUUCAAUGAUAACAGAAGAUGAGAUGCGGCGGGGCCUCUCUAAUGCCCUUGGAUAUGGGUACUAA
Giardia duodenalis is the source of this 3507-nucleotide messenger RNA. RefSeq lists its product as uncharacterized. Bases 1 to 3507 code for a protein of 1168 amino acids. The transcript has a single exon. Lineage: Eukaryota; Fornicata; Diplomonadida; Hexamitidae. The record is from RefSeq and is a predicted model, not a curated record.